Fomitopsis serialis is the source of this 1053-nucleotide messenger RNA. RefSeq names its product TFIID-18kDa-domain-containing protein. Gene Ontology annotation, biological process: transcription by RNA polymerase II. Gene Ontology annotation, cellular component: SAGA complex. The transcript has 3 exons. The record is from RefSeq and is a predicted model, not a curated record. The coding region runs from base 1 to 1053 and encodes 350 amino acids. Lineage: Eukaryota; Fungi; Basidiomycota; Agaricomycetes; Polyporales; Fomitopsidaceae. Gene Ontology annotation, molecular function: transcription coregulator activity; protein heterodimerization activity.
AUGUCCACGUCCAAGAAGGCGUUCUCGGACGCAGCGAGCACGCGCGAAUACAAGUAUUCACAGGAGAUCUCGCAGAUGAUGUUCGUCUUUGGCGAGGUGCAGGACCCGAACCCGGAAACUGUAAACCUGGUCGAGGAUAUCAUCCGAAGCCAAAUAGUUGAGCUUAUUGUGCAGGCACGGGCUUUGGCUACGCGCCGGGGCGCACGGUACCUAUCCGCAGAGGACCUCAUCUUCCUUAUUCGCCAUGACCGGGCAAAGGUGAAUCGGCUGAGGACAUAUCUAUCCUGGAAGGACGUGCGGAAGCACGCAAAGGACUCUGGAGGAGAUGGAGGUGGUGGUGUUGAGGUCGAGAACCUGGAGGACGGAGCAGACGACAAGCUUACGGCCAAGGCCCAGAAGAUCACAAUCAAGCUGCCCUGGGAAAUCAUGACCAUGUACGCAGACGUCCUACAGACAGACGACGAGGAAGACGAGGAUGACAUCGAGGCGCACGAAGCCUCCGUCCUGCGUCUCAAAGAAGCCGACGAUGCAACACGGCAGAUGACACGAGAAGAGUAUCAGCACUACUCCGACUGCCGACAAGCCUCCUUCACCUACCGUAAGGCAAAGCGUUUCCGCGAGUUCCUCAACCUCCCGCCGUCGCUCGACCUGAAGCAGAACGACGACACCGUCGACAUCGUCGGCUUCCUCGCCUUCGAGAUGGUCCGCUCCCUUACAAUCGCCGGUCUGGAAGUCAAGAAGUCUCUCGAGGAGUCAUACCUGCGCGAGGGUGUGCACGCUGCGUCGCCCGUACUGGGCAAGCGGAAGGCCGUCGGCGGGCUCGCAGGGGACUCGAAGCGGUUGCGCAGGGAGGACUCCCCUGACAGGGAUAGCGACCCACCGCUUCCGACGUGCUCGCUAUUCCUUCCACCUCCCGAGGCGCGUACGGCCCUCCGACCAGAACAUAUUCAGGAUGCAUUCGGGAGGAUGCAGACCGACUGGGCUCAUCGGCGCUCAGCCGGCAUGCGCAACUGGAGAGGGGGCCUUGUUCGGACUACUGUCAGCCUCAUCUAG